Nerophis lumbriciformis (worm pipefish) is the source of this 1599-nucleotide messenger RNA. NCBI's taxonomy places the organism in Eukaryota, Metazoa, Chordata, Actinopteri, Syngnathiformes, Syngnathidae. The record is from RefSeq and is a predicted model, not a curated record.
AUGGAGAAAAAGAACGAAAUCAACGGUCACGCCGUGUCCGGCUCUGCCGAGCGGCUCCGUGAAGAAAGAGUCCCAAAAAACAUGCAGCAGAAGCUGGUGGAGUUUUUUAGGCGGAAUCUCCUGGUGAUCAUGACGGUCUCCGGGGUGCUAGUGGGCGUCGGGCUCGGCAUGGGGGUCCGCAACAUGAACCUGACCAAGGCGCAGAUGACCUACUUCGCCUUCCCCGGUGAGAUGCUCCUUCGGAUGCUGAAGAUGAUAAUCCUCCCCCUUGUCGUGUGCAGCCUCGUCUCAGGCGCGGCCAGCCUAGACACUCGCUCUCUGGGCAAGUUGGGGGGCAUCGCCGUCGCCUACUUCCUGGUGACCACUCUCAUCGCCUCCGGGAUCGGCGUGACGCUGGCGUUUAUCGUCAAACCCGGCGUGGGCGCGGGAUCCCUCAAUACCAACAGCCUGGGUUUGGAACGCGUGAGCAGCAAUAAGGAGACCACCGACUCCUUUCUCGACCUGGCCAGGAACUUAUUCCCAUCGAAUUUGGUGGCUGCUGCUUUCCGCUCCUAUGCCACUGACUACAAGAUGGUUGCUUCAGGCAAUGACACAAAUGGGACCACUCUUUAUCAAAAGGUGCCAUUUGGUAAAGAAAGUGACGGCAUGAACAUUCUGGGCCUGGUGUUAUUUGCAAUGGUAUUCGGUGUGGCACUGAGAAAGCUCGGAGAUGAGGGGGAAGAGCUUAUCCGAUUCUUCAACGCCUUUAAUGAGGCAACUAUGGUGCUGGUAUCCUGGAUCAUGUGGUAUAUCCCAUUUGGCAUUGUGUUCCUGGUGGGCAGCAAGAUUGUAGAGAUGGAGGAUGUGGUUCUACUAGUCACAAGUCUGGGAAAAUACAUAUUUGCUUCCAUCCUGGGACACAUUAUUCACGGUGGUAUCGUCCUGCCCCUCAUCUACUUUGGAUUUACGCGGAAAAAUCCCUUCAGUUUCCUGUCAGGGCUCAUUACGCCCUUUACGACCGCCUUCGCCACCUGCUCCAGUUCAGCGACCCUUCCUUCCAUGAUUAAGUGUGUGGAGGAGAACAACGGUGUGGACAAACGUAUCAGCCGCUUCAUUCUGCCGAUUGGUGCCACCGUGAACAUGGAUGGAGCGGCCAUAUUCCAGUGCAUAGCUGCAGUCUUCAUUGCUCAGCUCAAUGAUACUGAGCUUAAUGCUGGACAGAUCUUUACUAUCCUGGUGACUGCCACGGCCUCCAGCGUCGGGGCUGCAGGGAUCCCAGCCGGUGGCAUCAUCACCAUUGCCAUCAUACUGGAGGCCAUUGGGUUACCAACCAAUGAUCUGUCCCUAAUGCUGGCUGUUGACUGGAUUGUGGAUCGCACGACCACCGUGGUCAAUGUGGAAGGUGAUGCUCUGGGUGCUGGAAUCCUGCAUCACAUCAACCAGCAGGAGAUUAAAAAGCAGCAGCAACAGCAGAAGGAGAUAGAUGAGGGAGGUGAUCUUUCUGAGGUGCGGGUAGAAACAGUGGCCAAUGUCCAAGCCCAGGAGGAGACCUCGCCUCUUGUCAUGCACAAAACCAAAGCCUCAGAAGCGGUACCGGAAGCCGCUGAGUCGGUCCUGUGA